GAGAGAGAGAGAGAGAGAGGCGGCUGAGUCGUUUCUGUGAGCGCGUGGACUGCACCAUAGCAUUCCGUACCCAGGAUACUGUCACCAGCCAUGCCUUUACCCAGUAAGGUGCACUUAUGUUAUUUGAUCUCUGGUAUACCGAUGCAACAUUUCUGAUUUGCGACACCCGAUUUUCAUGCUCUAUCAAGUCCUUGUUUGAAGGAUUUGAAGACAUCGAUGAUGGCCCUCGUGAUGGAACCUAUAAGCAAAUGGACACCUAAGCAAGUGCUGGAUUGGAUGAAAGGCCUGGAUGACUGUCUGCAGCAGUACAUUAAAAACUUUGAGAGGGAGAAGAUCAACGGGGAGCAGCUUCUCCACAUCACCCACCAGGAGCUGGAGGAGCUGGGGGUCACCCGCAUCGGACACCAGGAGCUCAUCCUGGAGGCUGUGGACCUACUCUGUGCCCUGAACUACGGUCUGGAGACUGAGAACCUGCGUACCCUAUCCCACAAGCUCAAUGCCUCAGCCAAGAACCUGCAGAACUUCAUCACAGGGAGGCGUCGAGGUGGCCAUUAUGAUGGCCGGGCCUCACGCAGGCUGCCCAAUGACUUCCUCACCUCCGUGGUGGACCUCAUCGGAGCAGCCAAGAACCUGCUGGCCUGGCUGGACAGAUCCCCAUUUGUCAGUGUGACAGAGUACUCCUUACUGAAGAACAAUAUUGUUCAACUGUGCCUGGAGUUAACCACCAUAGUACAGCAGGACUGCACGGUGUAUGAGACAGAAAACAAAAUUCUUCAUGUGUGUAAAACAUUGUCUGGGAUCUGUGACCACAUCAUCUCGCUGUCCUCUGAUUCACUGGUGUCCCAGUCGGCCCAUCUGGAGGUGGUGCACCUGACCAAUAUCAUGCCCAGCGAGGGCCUGGGAAUGUACAUCAAAUCUACAUACGACGGCCUUCAUGUCAUCACUGGGACCACUGAGAACUCUCCAGCUGACCAGUGCAAGAAGAUCCAUGCGGGAGACGAGGUUAUUCAGGUCAAUCACCAAACUGUGGUGGGCUGGCAGCUGAAGAACCUGGUGAACGCCCUCAGAGAAGACCCCAAUGGAGUCAUCCUCACCCUGAAGAAGAGACCUCAGAACACUCUCACGUCUGCCCCUGCCCUGCUCAAGAAUGUACGAUGGAAACCCCUUGCACUCCAGCCCAUCCCCACCAGUCCCAACAGUGAGUCCAACACCCCGCCCAACAGUAUGGGGACCAUGGGGAUGUCCUCUACGCUGGACAGUGGCCAUGACGUCUUCAUCCUGUCCCCAGUCUCUGGCCUCUAUGGACACAGAGACGAGAUAGGAAUCAUGUCCUGCGAUGACAUCAGCAAGUACAGCAUGGAGAAGAUGGGUAUGAAGGGCUCGGAGUCUCCCAGCUUCUACCUGGACCAUGAUGGGGGCAAGUACUUCACGUUGGUGGAGGAGGAUUGUCUGGCCCUGGGGCAGGAGUACGAGACUAGGGGUCGCUCCACCGGGGUCAGGCGGAGGGACAGGACACCCACCCAUGGUGACCUCAGGCCAGUUUCCAUGCCAACGGAUUACAACUGGAUGGCAGAGACAAAGGAGCCAAAUAUGUACAAGAGAGGUAGCAGAGACUCAGACAACUCCCUGCUACGUUACCUGAGUGACGACAAGAUCCUGGUGAUCCAGGAGGAGCCAGAUGUUUCCAGGGAAUGCAAGCGGGACACUGGGCGGCGUUCCCGCAAGAAGAGCCACAACCCCAGCAGCCCCAGCUAUCCUAUCAGCCCAUCCAUGCUGGCCCCGCCCAUCAGACUGGACUCAGGACCCCCAGAGGGCCUGUCCUUCUCACUGCCUGAGAGCAACACUGUGCCAAUAGCUGGAGACACACUGAGAGCUGACACGGACAGGUAUGCUAGUUUUGGCAUUGAAAGACAAGGAGGCUCAUCCAUGAGGAAGUCCUUUCACUAUGCGUCUUUAAGGACUAAGACCAAAAAGAGAACCAAAGGUUCUCUGACUAGCGCCAGUCGCAGGCGUAUCUCCUGUAAGGACCUGGGCCAUGGGGACUGUGAGGGCUGGCUGUGGAAGAAGAAGGAUGCCAAGGGCUACUUCACCCAGAAGUGGAAGAAGUACUGGUUCAUUCUCAAGGACUCCUCGCUCUACUGGUACACCAACCAGAAUGACGAGAAGGCUGAAGGUUUCAUCAGCCUACCUGAGUUCCGAAUAGAUAGAGCAAUUGAAUGCAGAAGGAAACAUGCCUUCAAAGCCUGCCAUCCCAAAAUCAAGAGUUUCUUUUUCGCCACAGACUGUUUGGAGGAGAUGAACAGAUGGAUGAACCGGCUAGGGCUGGCGGCGAUUGGCUACACACCUGACGAUAAGGUUCCACGGCCCGAUGAAGAUUAUUGGAGUGAGAGUGACCAGGAUGAGAUGGAUGGUUCUAUGACUCUGAAACAAGAGGGCAUGUCAUCUCGCUGUGACACCUACCACCGCACCCCAUCUGUGAACUCCUCCAGUCCGUUCCCUGAGCGCCACUUCUCCAGUGAGUCCACGUACUCCCACUCCUCAGCUGAGGACUCCCGUCCGGAUGUCCCUGGGAGCACCCAGUCCUCCGGCUGCCGCCCCACCCUCCGCCCCACCCUCCGUGACACCCAACGCCGCUCCUGGCAGGACCUGAUUGAGACUCCUCUCACCAGCUCGGGCCUCCACUUUCUGCAGACCGUGCCGGGGGAGGGUGACAGGGGUGACGGGGGCUACGGCAGCGGCCACAUGGGAAUGGGUCAGCUGCUUAUGUCCCCUGAGCGCCGACGCCAGGCCACACUGCCCACACAGAGGCGUCGACAACCCGACAGAGAUGGGCCCUUCCCAUUGGUGGACAUAGAGGAGCGCGAGCAGCGCCUUCACUGUGCCCACAAGCAGCGCAGCCAGAGCCUGCCCCGGAACAGGGACGUGCAGGGCACCAAGGGAAGCCUGCACUCAGCAGGACCCUCAGAGGAGAGGAGUGAGGAUGACGAGGUGCCAUUCAGAAAGCACAACUCCAAGAAACACCAAGAUUCUCAGUCUAAAGAGCGAGGUCAUGAUCAUGAGGGAGUGGAUGGCUUCCAGGAGCUGUAUCGCUCCAUAGAGCGGGCCAGCCUGUCUGCCCUGGGGGAGCAGAGGCCCUCCACUAAACAGGAUUUCAGACGCUCCUUUGUCAAGCGCUGCAACGACCCUGUCAUCAACGACAAGCUGCACCGCAUUCGUGCCCUGCGCAGCACACUCAAGGCCAAAGAGGGUGAUCUGGCCAUUAUCAGCCAAGUGCUGGACGACUCCGGUCUAAACUCCCAGAAGUUCCAACAGUGGAAGCAGCAGCACCAUGAGCUGUUUGUGGACAUCUGUGAGUUCAGCUCCGUCCCGACAGAGCCCCACCCCGAGGGAUCCGACCUCUCACCCCUGUCCCCACCACUGAUGAUGCACACCCACUCCUUCAUCGAAACUCACGUUUGAGACACGAGUACUCAGAGACAGAGUAACAAGGAGACACUGUGGAAUCAUGCCAUUAUCUCUUCCCCCGCAAUCGUUUAUGCAGCCAGGGUCUACCAUCAUCAUUCCCUUCAAACUAACUGACAAACCAAUCACUGUAAUAUGUGUACAUACUGCACUGAGGUCAAACAUAAGAGUAACUGCUGGUGUAUAUACUGUAUAUUGGAUAAAAUAAGGCCCCCACGGGGUGCCAUUCUGCAUGCCUGAAGAGAAACUAUCAUUCAUUAUCUUUAAAACAGAAAAUGCAACAAAUGAUAGAUUGAAAGAGAACUUAACAACAAAAAGUUGUAACUGUUUUUGGCUGAUGCAAAAGCAUUUUUUUUCUUCUAUUGUAUUUUUUCUUAUUUCAUUGCUUGCUUAAGAGGAAGGGAGUUUAGUUUUUAUUUCCUUUUUAUUUCACCUUUAAUGCUGCUUUAAGAGAGAGCUAUGUCGAGACUGGCUAAUAGGCAUCAUUCUGAUUACAACAAUGCACCCCCUACUGGGGCACCAUGGUACUGUGUGACCCUGAAACCCACGGAAAGAAAGACCCAAUCUGUUUAAAAAUAUGUACUGUAUGUAUGUAUAAGUGUGGAGAGAAGAUGGGUGUGUGAGGGAGAGAGAGAGAGAGAGAGAGAGAGAGAGAUGGAGGUAUUUGGCCUUUUAGUGUAUGAGGCUCAGUAGGGUUUUAUAAUGCAUUUCUGUUGUAUGUACGGAUGUUGCAUGUUUAACAUGUAUGUAUAAUUAUGUAGAUUUUGUUUGAAAUUUAAACAAAGUAGUUUAGCCAAACACAGCUCACCGGAAUGAAACUUUUACAUUUAUUGAUAUAUCUUUGUAGCUAUUAUGAUUUUGGCCAUCAUUAUAGAAUUUGUUGGUGAAAUUGAUUUUUUAAAAUCAAACAUCUGCAUGGUAGUUAACAUGUACAUGUGGCCAUUGGGGUUGAGAAAUGUGUUAAAGAAAAAUAUUAUAUUGUUUGCAUAGCAGCACCCUCUAUUUAAAACUGUGAACUAUAUACUUGUGAAUGCAAUCUUUAGAUUCUGUGACCACAGAAUCUUUUUACUUAUAUUUUUCUUAGAAAAAUUAUAUAAAAUACAAAAAGCA
Molecule: messenger RNA, 4572 nt
Organism: Oncorhynchus masou masou (cherry salmon)
Lineage: Eukaryota; Metazoa; Chordata; Actinopteri; Salmoniformes; Salmonidae
Product: connector enhancer of kinase suppressor of ras 2-like
Exons: 24
Coding region: 217-3459 (1080 amino acids)
Biological process (GO): regulation of signal transduction
Cellular component (GO): membrane; cytoplasm
Molecular function (GO): protein binding
Source: RefSeq, a predicted model, not a curated record